Molecule: messenger RNA, 507 nt
Organism: Cooperia oncophora
Lineage: Eukaryota; Metazoa; Nematoda; Chromadorea; Rhabditida; Trichostrongylidae
Source: the annotation of a GenBank genome assembly
AUGGUUGAAUCCUGCAGUCCAUCAGCUUCCAUCAAGGACUGCCGAGAAUGUGCUUCAGUCACCACCGAGACCAACGCAUCAAAAUCAGAUGACGAACAGAGUAAACGCGAAUGGACAGUAUCUCUGAAAGAGUCCUCCCCUCUUUCGGAAUGUGGCGAAGCUCCAAAGAAAGAAAUGGAGCAUGAAGAUGACGACUGGAACCUUCUAGGAACCGCUGAGCCAAAAGUUGACAGAGAGAAGAUCUUGCAAGAUCUGCGCACUUUCACAUGGGCUCUAGAUACAAUUGAGAAAUGGUCGGAUUGUCCCGUCGUCAACUAUGAAAAGUUCUGUAGCUUGCUUAGUUUUAAGACGGGUUCAUUUCGAGUCUCAGGCCUCACGAAGUGGUGUGUACGCCUGGGUGUUGAAGGUGAAGGUGCUACAACUGGCAGCUGUACUCCAGCGUUCUGCAGGAAGCGGAUGCCGUUGCUCCCAUCAAUAUUAGGAAGUAAGUCGCUACUUCUCGUAUAG